GAAAUUCAGCAAAGAUCAGUGCAAAGUCAUGCCCCAAGGAAAGUAGAACCCCUUGCAAGGACUGACUGUGGAACAACUCUGAGGAAAAGGACGUGAGGAUCCAGAGAGGCUGUGCAAUCUCCAUUUCUGUGUUUUCUAUGACCCAGUUGGACAAAGUCCUGAACAACCUGGUCUGACCGCAGAGAUGCUAUAGUUUUGAGCAAAAGGUUGGACCUGUUGAGGUCACUUCUCACCUGAAUUAUCCUGUGAUCCUGCAAUGUCCGGAAAGAAUUAAUUAUAGAAAAGUCACACUGGAAUCAGCACAUAGAAGAAAAUGCAGAGGCUUGGAGGCUGGUUUCUUGGAGCUGAUGUAAACAAGAAAUGGCAGAUGGCUCCACUCUCAAGUGCAGGUUGUCCUUUCACACAUAAAUCUGUUUUACCUCAGAGGAAAACAGGAAAACUAUGAAUGAAAGUAAGUAGCUCAGCAACACCUUUAAAAUGAAAAGAUUUUCAUUAAAGUUACUGGAAAAGGGCUUGUAGAAACCGGACACAUUCCACUUCCUUUCACUUCUUUUGAAGCUACGGCGUGCGGAACGUAUGUGAGAUCCUCAGAUCUCCUCUGCUUCUGUACAAAUAAGAGCACCUGCAGCUUUACCUUUUCGUGUCCCUCAGACUCCCAGCUCUGUGAGAUGAGAGAAACACCAUUACAUAAACAAAUACAAUAUUUCCUCAUCUACAGACUACAGGCAUGCAGAUAACAGAGAAGGAUUCUUUCCUCAAUAUGAUAGAAAGAAAAAAAGUGAAUCUCAUAGAAGAUGCUGAGAGUUUUGAAUUCACUUGCAGUUGUUUAACCAGGGUGGGUAAGGGAGCCAUGUUCUCAUGCUCUCUCCCCUUUGGAGAGAGCCCCAUGGUUUGGUAGUUCCUCAUUUUUAUUUUGGACUGUUAGUAUGAUCAUGGCUGUUUUUUAGAGACAGCUCUUCACAAUCUAUUCAUCUCCUCUGCCUCUCUGCUCUGCCUAUCUCAUCUAAAAGGCUUUUAACCCUCAAUUUUGGUGUCCCAGUUGUGUAAUUUGUCCCACUAUGUUUUCAUGAUACCAAUUAGGUCACAGUUUUCUAAUUGCAUGGUGACUUCCAGCUCCUCUUGCUUAUUUCCAAGUCAUCUUGCAUUAAUGUAAAGGCAUUUCAGCCGGGCUAUUAGCCAUGUUAUGUUCUUGGAGGAGCCCUCCCAAAUUCCUUAGAGAAAAAUCUAAGGUUUUCCCCUUCUGCUUUCUAAAGUGACAGUGUUCCCUGGCUCUUCCCUGUCACUCAGAAGUACAUCCCCUUCCCUCACUCAAUCUACAUUAAAGAUCUGCUGAUUGGUCCAACCAGCUUUCAGCCCAGGAUGUUUUUGCUCCACUGGUCAGUUGCAUCCCAUCCAAUGUCAACGUGCCUGGUCUCUCAAAGGUGCAUCCUCAAUCAUGGAACCCAGAACUUUGAGUGUGACACCACCCACACACCAGUCAUUCAACUGAUUUGUUCUCCUCCUUCUACCCAGGUCCCAGGCUCCGGGGAGGACAGGGAACGAUCUCCAUACUCCAAUCCCUUCAACAUCCUUCCAAGGAACAUAAAGUCUCAAUUAAUAUUUGAAAUUUCCUUGUUGCAGCCUCAGCUGAUCCAACUUGAAAAAGCAGGAGUGGAUAGUAUUCGUCUGGCUUUAUAAGACUCAUUAGCCUCUUCUUAGUGUCUGGGCAACUGACAAAUGGGCACUUCUCAGUGAGGAGUCCUCAGUUACUAACAUCCUGUGCCUGUUUUUGGUGGCAUUGAUUCUAAAUUGGGUCGUUGGUUGGAGCAACUUAAUGCAGUUGUCUCUUCUUGAGUCUGAACCCGUGCCUUCACCUCUUUCCAACCCCAGGCCCUCGUAUCUGUUGUGUAGGGGCAUUACAGGAGGAGACAAAUCGUGCUCUGAGCAGAGACAAAGGUCCAGUUUCCCUCGUCUUGUGUGUUUCUGUGGUCUGUCUUCAAGUUGGAAUCUAGUUUAGUUUCCUCCUCUUGCAGGGAUUUAAGACAGGCUGGCAGUCUGCCCAUGUCACUGCUCAAUACUGUGCAUCAAUCUCUACCUAUCUGAUUUCUGAAUACUAUGCAUCCAGGUGAUUUCCACAUGCAAUUCAGCCAUUUGCUCAAAAAGUUCAUCAAGCAAAGCAGACUGCACCGAUGAUACCCCUCUCUGCCUUCAGACCUUUAGCCCUUCCUGCACAAGCUACCACACCAAGGCCAAGCUGAUAUGCCACGUUCUGACUGCCACGUUCGUGGUCACUCUCCAUCCCUGAGGCUGCCCUUGUACACAUGAGGGUGUUAUGCUUCUCCAUUUCAGAAUGUUCCUGCACUGGAGCUGAUUGCCUUGGAGAAUACAGCAUGUUUACUAUUUAUGCAGGCUGACUGACAGCCCUGGACUAAGCUUAAGUACAGGUAGGCUGAAAUGGGUUCUUGGGUUAUUGGCAGGGUGAGCGGAAGCCUUGGAAGGGCCAGCCAGGGCCCUGGUAAUUAUGAAGGUUGCAUGUCUGGUAAGAUAGUUAAUAUCUUUUGUUCCAAUACCAGGACACAACCAGUGACGCAGUUAUGGGACCAGGGAAAGAGAAGUGAUGCAGACUUCUCACAACUGCAUUAUUUACCCAGUCUAUUGCAGGGAAAUCCAUGCAGUGAGAUCCGGUAAUGGAGGGCAGGGAGCGUUUCCUGUCUGGGACACAACGUGCUGGGACAACCCAGCUGCAGCCCCGCUCUUGCUCCCUUCUGAUCCCAUCAUACCCACGGUACAACCAUAUUCUUUUUCUACACAUGGCAUUCGUUCUCUUGCUGCAGCCUCGUGUAUGCAGUGUCCUCAGGAUGAUUGUAGCCUGAAAUGAACUCCAGAUUAAUGGAAAACGCUAUCAGUUGCCAUGGAAAUACAUGGUCAUGUGGUAGCAGUUGUACUUCCUAUUGUGCUUAGAACUAAAACUCUUAGAUGAGCCUAAUUUUUACACUUUCUCACAGUUCUCCUAUAAAUACCUUUUACUCAUAUCUGUGGUCAGUACAUUCAGUCUCCUGGCAUGACUCACUAUGUUUUCCAUUCUGUGAUCUUAUGCCAGGUUAUUACACGCUUACGCUAAAGCUUUCUUCUGCACAGCUCUUCAGAUUUCCUAGUUUGCUGUUUAGGACUGCAAAGCCAAAUUCCUGUGGAUAGCUAUCAGUGUCAAGGAUUUCCAUGAAUGAAGAAAACAUCAUGGGUGGAGACAACUCUACUACACAUUUCACACAUAAGAGAAUCAUGAAUGUUUUUAUUGAUUUAAUAAAGACGUAAUGUAGUGAUUUAACAGCAACUUCACAAGAUUUGAGAUGACUGGGUACACGUGGUUAUUUACUGUGUAGAGGGUAAGGUAAGGCUGUUCUUCCAUUGACUCCCAAGGUUCAGAGUGGACACCCUUGCUGUCUAAACUCCUUGAGCCCUGAAUGGAGGUAAGGAGCCCAGGUGGGGCUGAAUCCAUUCCUAGCCCCAGACGUGGUCAACAGUUUAUGUGUAAGGGAUCACAUGUGCAUAAUCAUCUAAGAUUAUGCAUCCAGUUACCAAAACUAACAAAGCCUAAAAUUCACUUCCCAAAGAUCCGGAUUGGCAAAGCAUCUUGCUGUCAGGAUGUAAGGGAUCCCAGCACAGGCAUAACACUGAGAGGCAACUCUGCCUUAAGGGGAGAUGCUGUCAUGCAGCUUGCUGCUGUGCAGUCUUGAGGAGCUCUUGGGCUGUUCACUGUUUUUAGGCACAUGUUCAACUGGCCCUCAGCAGUUGAACCAGGUGUCUGCUAUCAGUUCUUUCAGCCCCCCAGUUUGAGACAGAUUUUUCAUUGUUAAUCUCUCUUACCAAGAAUGUUAUCAGUAUCGUGGAAUCAUAAAAGUUGGAAAAGAUCAUUAAGGUUGCCUAGUUCAACCAUCAGACCCAUCACCAUGGCAUUCAACAAAGGUGGGAGAUUCUCCUUGGCCCUCCUCUUGUCAAUAUAAAAACAUUUGUUAUUAACAAUGGUGGCCAGAUUAAGUUCUUGCUGGAAUUUCACCAUUUUCAUUUUCCCUCUACGUACCCUAACAACUUCCUUCCCAAGUUGCCUGAUCCACCUUCCAGAAAUGGUAAACUGUCUUUUUUUCUCAGUCUUAGGAAAUGCUCCUUAUUCAGCUAUUAUUCCCACUGGCUUAUCUUGUGGCACAGGAUGACAGUCUGUUCCUAUGUCUUAAAGAUUUCCUUCUAGAGGAAUGCCUACUAUUCCUGGACCCCUUUGCACUCACACUUCAGGAUGGAUUCUCCCAACCAAUGUCCCGAUCAGCUCAGAGUUCUGUUUCUCACUGUCUUCCCGUGCAAGGCCUUGUUUGCAAAGCCAGGCUGAGUGAGGAGGUGGAGAAAGAAGUGGUGGGCAGUCACACUGUCACAAUACUGCAACUGGUCUCUUGCCUUUGCUGGCUGUCACUGAGCUCUAGUGUGCAGGAGGUAAUGAAUGCUGUGCCAGGCAUGUCAGCAUGGAAAACUACCACAGAGGGUGGUAGGGUUGGGCAACUGUAAACAGGACCUCUACUUUACUAGGUAAAACAUCUGCCAUCACUAACCAAAUCACUUGUGGGCUGAUAUGAAGACAAUUUAAUGGGACAGAAAAGGAAGAGAAAACAAUGAUAAAAGAAUAUACAGAAUGAGUGGUACACAACACAACUGCUCAUCAUCAGUGGGUUGAUGGCCAGCCAACUCCCCUAGUUUUAUUGUUUAGCACAUUGCCACGGUACGGGAUGUCCCUUUGGCAACUUUGGGUCAGUUGACCUAGUUCUGACCCCUGCAGCGUCUGAUGCACGGACUCAGAUGCGAAUGAUCCAAAUCGUCUCUUACAAGUUCUCACAUCGCUUAUACACCUUCACAAGUUUUCUUUUCCUGGUUUUCCCAUCCAUUCCUACAACUCUCCCGUCCGCCUUUACACGUCAACAGCAGCUGCAACGCAGGCGGGGCGGAGGAAGGCGGCGGCGCGGCGAGCGUCGUGGGCGGAGCUGAAGGCAGCAGCGAGGGGGGGUGGGCGGCGAUUCCUCUUGUCCGCGGUCAGGGCUGGGGUCGGAGCCUCGGGUGGAAUCCGGACCGGGGCUGCUUUCUGCACCGAGGGGCAGCGGCGAGGCUGGCAGGGAGGGCGAUGGGCAACAGUCGGGAGAGAUUCUCCCUUGUCGAAUUUGUUUAAGCCCUUCCCUGAUUCGGUGCCAAACGGGUAAAAGUUUAGCGGCCGUUCUGUCUUUAGUAAUAGAAGCUUCCCGGAGUUUUGCACCGAUUUUGCCCCAAAGCUCUCCAUCGGAAGAGAAUCCAGUUUUCGGCAGUUCGGGACAUUUUUGCUUAUCCAUGUGAGAAAAGUAACUAGUGCCGAGGUCGAUACAGGCUGCUGCUGAAACGUUGAAACUAACCGUAACGCUGCAAGAUUUACUUGCUGCUCCUUCGUUAGCGAGCUCCCCGUAGUGCCCGGCUGCUCCCCGCGUGUCCUGCAGGCGGUGCGGGCGCCAAGCGAUCCCUGCGCAGUUCAGUCGGGCGGCGCUGCCGGGCUCGUUCAGCCUCGGCUUCAUUUGCGCCACGCGGUGGGCGCCAUUUUUGCAGCGUCUGCUGCACGGCCUCAGACGUGAACGGUCCAAAUCGUUUCUUACACGUUCUCACAUCGCUUGUACACCUUCACACGUUUUCUUUUCCUGGCUUUCCUAUCCAUCCUUACAGCUCUCCCGUCCACCUUUACACAUCAACAGAGCAUUGUACAAAGCACUCUUCAACUGUUCACACAUCCCCUGGAUGCCACGCAGGUGCUGCGUAACAUCACAGUGCAUCACAGUACGGGGCUGGUAUUGAGGCUGUCAGCAGGCAGUGCUGCUCCGCUUUGGCCUGGGCCAGCGGUGAGUGCAGCAGCAGGGGGGGGCUGUGCUGGGCCGGGUGCAAACACCGCCUGCGAGGGGUUUGGGAGCCUGCAGUGACAGCAGCCUGUGAGCGGCUUUCUGGGCAGUCACCACCAGCGCUGGGCUCGGCCCCUGCUGCCUCCCAGCUCCCACCAGCCCCACUGACAUCCCCUCUCUCACCUCUUCGACAUCAUGGCUUUGGCGUUUCUCUUCGCCUUGUUGCUGCAGAGAAUACCAUUUGUUGCUCAUAAUUUUGAUAUGGACGUGCUCGACCGCAUGCAGCAGCGUGAGGUGUAUCUGCAAGAGCAGAUGACAAAGAUGCUGCUGGAAAUAGAGGAGGAGGACAUGGCGCAGAGCAGGAUGGACAUUCAAGCCCUGCUCUUCACUGCGUUGCCUUACUGGUUUGUUCUUUGUGUUUUCGUCCCUCUAUUUUGGCUCACGUGGAAGAUCUAUAAAAAGAUACAGGGAGUUGAAGACGGCAGUGAUGAGGAGAGUUCCAGGAGUGAGGAGGAGGAGGAGGAAGAGGAGGAUGAUGGUAUUUUUUUUUCUGAUAUGUUCUGGACAAUCCAAAGCCAUCAAAGCGAUUGUGAACAGAUGUACUCGCUGAUGCGUUGCGUCAUGGAUGUAUGCCAAGAUAUGAUGUCAGACACUUUCUAUCCAGUGCCAGAGUGUCUCAUCGGGGUGGGCAGUACCUUUGAAGGCUGGUGUCCCGUUAGAAACGUACCUGUCUUUAGCCUGCUUGUGCCCCUGUUGGCCCCCCGUGGGCACACUUUCCACCUGGAUCUGGGCACCACAGGGGAGGUACCAGCAACAGACUCCUGCAUCCGUGUCGAGCUGGAAUGCACGUGUGGGAGGGAGCAGGAGAUGCGCAUGCUGUGCUUCCUCCACUCCUCCACAAAACAGCUGGACAGUCAGGAACCCAGCCUCCUAGGCAGCCUCUGCACUGACUCCUACCUAGACGCGGAGAAGACUGCCUGCUGGUUCCAGGAGCUGAUCUGUGAUGCCUGGAAUCGCAUGCCCGUGUCAGAGUUUACCAUGGAGAUAGACACGGUGAAGUCCAGGCGCUCCUGCAGGAUUCACGUGAGAGAUCUCGACCAAAGAAUCUUCUACAUUGAGUUCGUGUUUGGCGUACAGCAAGAUGAUACAGACAUCUUUCUGAGCAGCCAUGAGAUAGUGGCUCGUCAUACCCCCAGCACGGUCUGGCCACAGAGCUGUGUUGUGGCAGAGAGAAAGUUCCUCCAGUAUAUAGCCAACCAUGCCCAGGGGGGCAGUUUCUACAUCAGAUAUCUCCAACUGUGUGCCUAUCUCAUGGCGGGCCUCAAGUUUUCUAUCUAUGACCUGAAGACAGUGGUCAUGCACCUCCUGACUACCAUCCCUUUGGAAGGGUGGCACAGGAGGGAUUUCCUGCAGCGGAUGGAUGACAUCGUGAACUACCUGUCCUGCUGUGUAGAGGAGAAACGUCUGAACCACUUCAUGGUAGGAAAUGACUUGGUGCCAGAGGAGAUUAUCUUGCCGCAAGAGUUCCGAGAGUCCGCACCGCUCAACGUGUUCCAGCACCUGGAGGAGGAACCGGACAAAUAUGAGCAGGCGCAGCUGGAUGUGGAGGAGCUGCAAGACCGGUUCACAAGCAUGGUGAUCUAUGGGAGAUGAGAGGCGUGCACUUGUCCCACAGAUGAGCUCUGGGAAUUGCUCCGAGAUGUUUUCUCCACACUGGGGCAGCCAUAUCCUGUGGGAUAAUGUCACGGAGUUAACUAGAUCAAUCUGUGCCCGUGACAGGGGGCAGUAGGCCCCUGCCCCCCCUCUCUCCUCCUGUCCAAGCUGAAUUCUGGCAGCUCAGGCUACCUGAAGGUUAUUUUGCUGUUCUUCAGUAGCCCUCUUGGGCACAUGAGCAUCUACACGGCGUACCUUCACAACCAUUUUCUUUAUUCGGGCAGCAAUAGCUUUCCACAGUUCAGCAGCCCAAAUAGGUUUACCCCUUCUUUGCCAGUUAUUUU
Molecule: messenger RNA, 7867 nt
Organism: Phasianus colchicus (ring-necked pheasant)
Lineage: Eukaryota; Metazoa; Chordata; Aves; Galliformes; Phasianidae
Source: RefSeq, a predicted model, not a curated record